CCCGGAUGUGGCGCAGGUUGUGUUGACAUCAGAUCGGCGGUGAUCAUCACCGGAUCAUGCCCGUGUUUCUGUGAGUGGAAGCGGCGGUCGGUCGGUAAACGGUGCUCAGGUGACCAGCGUGUGUUUUCUCUGCUCUGGAUUGUGUUCUCUUCAUCUCGAUGUGUGUGUCCUGAGUCAGUUGUGUAGUUGUGUGGUAUCGUGAUCAUGGCGAGUAAAGCAGGAGAUGAUCCGGACAGCCUGAUGUCUCUCUGCACUGAGUUCUGCCUGAGGAACCUGCGCAGGACCAUGUGCUACAGCGGAGAGCGGAACCGGCUGAGUCUGCGGCCCGACGUCUUCCUGCCCAGUGAGAUCUGCGACCGCCUGGUCAACGCGUAUAUGGAUUUGGUGCACACAGACAGUGAGUUUGAGCCGCAGGACGGCUUCUUCCAGCUGUUCAGUGACCCGUGCAGCACCAGACUCACACACCUGACUCUGAGGGAGGAUCUGCUGCGGGACCGAGACCUGGAGGCCAUCAGCAAACAGGACCUGAUAGAGCUGCACCUGACGGACUGCAGUCGUCUGUCGUCUCGAGCUCUGCGUACGCUCUCUAGCUUCAGACACACACUGCUGUCUCUCAGUCUGUUCGGCUGCUCCGGCAUCUUCUUCCGCAAGAGCGCCGCCCCGCUGGCGUCCGGCGAGCAGGACGAGGAGGACGAGGACCCGCUGGAGGAGCGGCUGCAGAUGCUGGAUGUGGACUUCAGCUUCCAGGGCUUCAGUCGUCUGCGUGUGCUGAAUGUGGGCGGUCUGCCGGCGGAGCUGGACGUGGAGGCGCUGCUGCAGCCGCUGCCCGCUCUCACUGCGCUGGAUCUCUCUGCCGCCCGGCUGCCCAGACCGGCGUUCCUGCAGCAGUGGAGCGACCGCAUGGCCUCGCUGGUGCUGUAUAAUGUGGAGCUGACGGACGAGCUCAUACACACACUGCUGCAGAUGACCAGACUCAGGCAUCUGGACAUCUCUCGAGAGAAUCAGAGGACGUCUAAGUUCAAGAUGUCGAGGCGUGUGCUGAGCAGUCUGGUGCAGACGCUGGUGCAGCUGGUGUCUCUGGACAUCUCUGGACACAUCAUGCUGGACAACUGCACUGUCACACCCAUGCAGGAGGCGCUGGGACGACCCAGCACGGAGCCCAGUAAGAGCAGUAUUUACCCCUUUAAGGAGCUGAAGAGGCCUCUGCAGUUCUUGGGCCUGUACAACACAACACUCUGCAACGUCACACACAUACCUGCGUAUAAGGUCACCGGCUCUAAGAAUGAGGAUCAGAUUCUGAAUGCGAUCGAGGCCUACACAGAGCAGAGGCCCGAGCUCGCACACAGAGCCAUAAACCAGCUGUUCGACAUCGCCAGAAUCCAGCACUGCAGUCAGCUGCUGCGCGCACUACAGCUGGUGAUCACGGCGCUGAAGACUCAUAAGUAUGAUAAGAGUAUCCAGGUGACGGGCAGCGCGGCGCUGUUCUACCUCACCAACACUGAGUACCGCGGUGAGCAGAGCGUGCGGCUGCGCAGGCAGGUCAUACAGGUGGUGCUCAACGGCAUGGAGCAUUACCAGGAGGUCACGGUGCAGAGGAACUGCUGCCUGACGCUGUGUAACUUCAGUAUCCCGGAGGAGCUGGAGUUUCAGUACCGGCGUGUGAAUCUGCUGCUGCUGAAGAUCCUGGAGCCGCUGCGUCAGGACGAGUCCAUCCAGCGCAUCGCUGUACACCUGUGCAACGCUCUGGUCUGUCAGGUGGACAACGACCACAAGGAGGCGGUGGGGAAGAUGGGCUUUGUCAAGACGAUGCUGAAUCUGAUCCAGAAGAAGCUGCAGGACCGAAUGUGUGAUCAGGUGAUGGAGUUCUCCUGGAGUGCGCUCUGGAACAUCACAGACGAGACUCCUGAUAACUGUCAGAUGUUUCUGGAGUGUAACGGCAUGAACCUGUUCCUGGAGUGUCUGAAGGAGUUUCCUGAUAAACAGGAGCUGCACCGCAACAUGCUGGGGCUGCUGGGUAAUGUGGCGGAGGUGAAGGCGCUGAGACCACAGCUGCUGACCAGACAGUUCAUCACCGUCUUCAGUGAUCUGCUGGACAGUAAAGCGGACGGGAUCGAGGUCUCCUAUAACGCCUGUGGUGUUCUCUCACACAUCAUGUUUGACGGGCCGGGGGUCUGGAGUAUGGAGGAGCCCAGCAGGACACACGUGAUGGACAAGAUGUGGACGGCCAUCCAGAGCUGGGACGUGAGCUCGCGGAGGAACAUCAACUACAGAUCCUUCGAGCCCAUCCUCCGUCUCCUCCCUCAGAGCGGGGCUCCGGUCAGUCAGCACUGGGCCACGUGGGCGCUCUACAACCUGGUGUCGGUUUACCCCAGUAAAUACUGCCCUCUGCUGAUCAAGGAGGGAGGUGUCUCUCUGCUACAGACAGUGCUGGAGCUGCAGACCUCUCAUGUGGAGACCAAGGACAUGGCACGGAAAGUGAUGGAGCAGUGUGAGAGCUUUAAGGAGGACCCGAUGGACACCAGCAGGUAAAGCGAGAGAAACACCUGCGUGAGGAUCUUCACUGUCGGACAGCAGCGUUCAGGAGGAACACACUCCAGAACACACUACAGUGAGCCCAGCAGAGUGUGUGUGUGUGAGCGCGUAUGUGUGUGUGUGUGUGUGUGUGCGUGUGUGUGUGUGUGUGUGUUGGGCGCCUUUCUGUGUUGCACAUGGGCCGCAGCAAAAGCGGCGAUAUCUAGGGGUGUUUUUCUUUGUUUUUCUUUGUUAAUGUGCCCAGCGUGUGUGUGUGUGUGUGUGUGUGUGUGUGUGUGUGUGUGUGUGAGAGAGAUGGUUCAUCAGAGACACAGGAUGUGUGCAGAUAUGUGUGUGUGUGUGUGUGUGUGUGUCCAGUAUAAGCUUGAUGAAUCUCCUCAUGGUUCUGCUCUCUGUGAUCAUCAAUCGACUGAUCGAUCAGUGUGAUCAGAAGCGCUGGCGGCCAUCAGGAGCGUUCUUCUCUCAAUGUUCUCUGGACGUUUUCUGAACAUUGUCAGGAUAUUUUCUGGAGGUUUUCUAAGCGUUGUUGUGAUGUUCUCUGGAUGCUCUAAGCUGUUUUCUGGACGUUCUCUGGAUGUUCUGAUGUAAACACUCCUGUGAAGACUGACAGCAGCGGAGGCUUCAUCAGUACAGUGGUUCUCUGCUCUUCUGGAGCUCCUCUUUCUCCUGCGUUGUAUUUUUAAUCCUCAUAUCCUCUUUUAUUUGGGCUCUCCUGAAGGUGGCGGAGCGGCGCGAGCGCUCAGAUCUGCUUUUAUCUGCUGUUCAAUGUGCCGCCUGUUUUUCUACACCGCUCUGAACUGCAAUAAACCCCUGAUGUACUGAAGUCAGACGUCCACACAACACUGGCUGUAAAGAGAGAUGAUUAUUCAUGAUGAUGAUAAUAAUAAUAAUAGUUGUCAAACACUCUG
Messenger RNA from Danio aesculapii, 3440 nucleotides. It is a transcript of the gene zer1, whose product is annotated as zyg-11 related, cell cycle regulator. Lineage: Eukaryota; Metazoa; Chordata; Actinopteri; Cypriniformes; Danionidae. Gene Ontology annotation, molecular function: protein binding. Gene Ontology annotation, cellular component: Cul2-RING ubiquitin ligase complex. Bases 205 to 2529 code for a protein of 774 amino acids. The transcript is spliced from 16 exons. The record is from RefSeq and is a predicted model, not a curated record.